Messenger RNA from Saprolegnia parasitica CBS 223.65, 2644 nucleotides. RefSeq lists its product as hypothetical. Gene Ontology annotation, biological process: transmembrane transport. Bases 49 to 2034 code for a protein of 661 amino acids. The transcript is spliced from 4 exons. NCBI's taxonomy places the organism in Eukaryota, Oomycota, Saprolegniomycetes, Saprolegniales, Saprolegniaceae. The record is from RefSeq and is a predicted model, not a curated record.
GUCGAUUGCAAUCUCUGGCUCUGUUGGUUCAUUCCUCGUUCCAGCAGCAUGCGCCCGCUCCUCUCCAGCGCGCUGGGAUUAGCCGCGCUGGCCAUGACCGGCCUCGCGCAGGUAGAGCCCAAUGUGACCGAUACCACGACGCCCGUGACACUGCCGUUGACGCCGACGACGGUGCCAACGGUGACGACGCCAACGCCGUCCCCAUCGUCGCGCGCGCCCGUGACGACGUCGCCGGCGCCCUCCACGACGUCCAUGGCGACUACGCCGCCGCCCAACGGGACGGUGGUCACGCCCAUUGUACCCAUCACGUCGCCACCUGGCAACAACACGAAUGGCUCGUCCGGGUCGUUGACGCCGGCGCCGACGACCAACCUCGUGAGCGUCCAGUGCCCGUUUGUCUUUUCGUCGGCGAUUCUCUCGACACAGAUCGACGUCGUGCAAGAUACGACGCCCAACACGAACAGCAGCAGCAGCAACACGACCAACGUCAUUACACUCUCGCCGCCGACGAGUGUCCCGAGCCCGAGCGCCUCGAGCGAGCCAUCGGCGACGCCGACGACGACGCCUGCCAAGACGACCAAGAGUCCCAGCACAGCGACCGCGCGCCCGACCUCGACGCCGGUCCCGUCGCCCAGCCUUCGUCGGCGACUGACGGCGUCGGGUGCGUUCUCUUGCGAUGCAACGUUUUACGGCAAGUGGAUCUCCAGCGGGCUCAAGUGUGGCGGUAAAGACCUCGAUGUCAACCAAGCCGUCGCCGCGGCGGCCUGUGCCACGUACAAGGGCGAAGUCCCGCUCUCGGGCGUCACAGUUGACGCCUGCCUCUCGACGUGUCUCUUCCCGUCGUGCGUCAACGACAUGUGGGACUACUCGAGUCGCGGCAGCGGUCUCGGCAGCGCCAUUUACAAUGGCGUCGACUUUUCCCAGUGGCUCACGCCCGCGAUGAAAUCGCAGCUGCAGGAGAAGACGCAAGGCGCGGUGACGCUCCAAACGUUCUCGAUGGCCAACGCCAAGACGUGCACGUCGUACAAUACGUGCUCGUGCCCGACGGUGCAGAGUGCCAAGACGCCCAACAAGGACGGCCAGAACCCGAGUGCGAGCAACCCUGCCGCGAGCCUCAUUAGCAACUGGGUGCCGUCGACGCGCAUCGAGCAGGCUGCCGUCGCCGCCGCCAGUGUGUCGCAAACGACCGUGUACGCGUCCAUUGCAGUCUCGGCGACGACGGCGGUCGCUACCUCGGUCGGUGCGGUCGGCUCGUCGGCGGCGACCGCGACGUCCGUCGGUGCCGGCUCGUCCGUCGCCGUCAACAUCAUUAGCGUGGCCCAAUUCUGCGUGAGCACGUCGCAGCUCAACAUCGACAACAUGCCGGCGGUCAUCACGAGCAUGGGCGCCAAGCUCUCGUUCACGACGCUCUCGUUCCUUGUGUGGGACGGCGCCAAGCCGAUUGCAAGCACCACCAACAACAGCAACAGCUCAUCAGCAGCAUUCGGGCGCCGCCUCGACGUCACGGGCGACAACUCGAUGACGGGCAUGGAGCGCUACGCGCUCUCGAUCGGGAUCGCGCCUAACAAGCUCUUGUACGUGACGAUCGUGGGCUUGAUUGCGCUUGUAAGUGCGCUUGGCGUGCUCCUGUGCUUCGCGCUCGUGGGCGGGAAGCUCUUCUCGAAAGACUUUGGCGCGUUCCAGGUCAAGGUCGUCGACCAUGCGAUCGGGGCGCUGGUGACGCUCCUCAUUGUGAGUCAGUACGCAAUCGGCGUCACGGCCACGUUUGAAAUCAACCGCGUGUACCGCGACAGCGAGGCCCUCGGCGUCAGCGUCUUUGUCGCCGUCCUCUCGCUCUUUGUGUUUGCGAUCGGUAUCAUGGUGUACGGCUACUACGUCGUCCGGCAGCAUGAGGACGACAUCCUCGACAUUGGCAGGAAGGACCACUUUGAGAAGAAGGUGCAUCGGCGCUACGGGUGCCUCUACGACGAGUACAACUACGAGAACCGGUUCUUCUUGUCGUCAAGAUGCUGCUCGCUCUCCUCUGCGGGAUGACCACCGGCAUGGCCAACUGGGCAGGGCUCACCCAAGUGAUUGUGCUCAUGACGCUCAACGUCGGCUUUGUGCUCUUUUUGGAAGUGCGCCAGCCGCACUUGGCCAAAUUCGUGCAGCAGACCACGACGCUCAUCACGAUCAUGAAGAUCGCGUCGCUCUCGCUCACGAUCUUCCUCCUCACGACGCUCGUGGGGCUGCCCGAGGCAGCGCGCAACAUUGUGAGCACGGUCAUUCUCUCGCUCCAAGGCCUCGUCGUCGUCUUCCUCCUCGUGCGCCAAGUCUUUAUCUUCUACCGCCAAUACAAGCUCAAGAAGGAGACAACCGACAAUGAGGAUGCCGCGACGGACCGCGCCGGCUCGAUCACCAUGUACUACAACCAGUCGCAGCCGACGCCGCCGGACCAGCUCGACCAGCGCGCGGCGCCGCAGGACAACAAACGACUGCCGCCACUCGGCCAGAACCCACGCCAGCAUUCGUUCGAAGCCGGGAAGGAGUACUACCUGUAGAUAUUUUAUAGAUGCAUGGUACAUUACGAGCCAGAGCCCUCGAGCAGGCAUUUGGUGCUGCUUCAACGUGUUGCUUUCGUCGAUGCCAGACAGACUAGCCAACA